AUGUCAUUGCAUCUGUUUUCGGCAGCCUUCAGCUCGAGUGAGAGUGAAUCCGAUGAGGAUGUACCAGUGAAGCCAGUACAACACCGGUUUAUACAACCGCAAAGCGAUAGCGAAGAUGAGAAGCGUGUCGUUCGCAGCGCCAAGGACAAACGGCAAGAAGAGAUGCGCAAUGUCCUACGAAGCCUGAAUAAUCACAAAAAAAUUAAGGAUAUGUCCAAUGUUAUGGCAGACUUCGAGGAAUUGGUUAAAUUAUAUGAGAAGGCUUUAAAGCUGAAUGAAGUUGAAAAGAAUGCCAAGUUCUACAUUCGCUGUCUAACUCAACUGGAGGAUUUCAUCAACGAGUCCUGGGAACAGAAGAAGUCUCUGAGCAAGGCCGCCGCGAAGUCGCUCACCAUAAUGAGACAGCGUGUCAAGAAGUACAAUAAGGACUUUGAAGAAAACGAGGCUGAGCCAGAAUCCAGCGAUGACGAUGACGACGAGGUGGCUUCAACCAAGCCUGCACCUGCCACAACCGCAGCACCUAAAAAGCCUGCCAAGGACUCCGACGAGUCUACUGACGACUUUCCCUCCGAUGACGAGAGUUCAGACUGGAGUUCAGAUGAGGACGAUGAUAUUGCGAACUUUGAUGAUCCCGCCUCCUAUUUCUUGAAGCAAGACCACAGGCCUGGCGCCAAGCCCAACAAGUGUCAGCCUUCUUCCUUUGAAGUAGCCUCAAGAGUGACUGUCGUCUGCGUCUGUGUGACGAAGCGGUUGAUGGUAGAUGGAAGUCCUCGACGGGCCAUCCGAGAAGAGGGUGAGGAGGACGAGGAGGGUGAAUGGCGCACCGUGGAUGCCAGCGGUCGCGCGGAGCCGGCCGUUCAAGCCUUCGAAAAGGGUGUAGAGAUCACCGCGGAGGUGGUCCUUAAGAAACUCUUCGAAAUACUCUCUAAUCGUGGCAAGCGCACCUCCAGCAUACAUGAGCAGGUCAGCUUGCUACAACAAAUCUGCGAGAAGCUAGUAAUUUUGAAGUGUUCUGAUGGGGUCUACUUUAUUUGCUUAACAGAGGAACUCCAGCUCGGCGUAGGACUUCAUGUUAAGGCCAUCUUAUCAACCAUCACUGUCCUCUUUGACUACGAAUCCAAAUCUCCAGCCUUUAUGCCAGUGAAUAAAUUUCAGAGGGUCGUGACUGAGUUCAAUACUCUCUUCGAAAUUCUCAAGGAGAAUCGAAAGGAUGUUACUAUCUCCGAUACAUAUACCGAAGAAACCGAAUCCCUUCUGGUCAAGCCAUAUCGUGUCCAGGGCAAUCUUUUGGCUGCUGUGGGCCGUUUAGAUGACGAAUACUACAAGAUUCUGCAAAAUGCCAACGGUCACGACAAAGAAUACGAUGAAAGGCUACGAGAUGAGCCCAGGAUAUGCGAUCUGUUGGACAAGUUGAUCGAGUACCUGGAGUACAUCGAAGCUCCCCCAGAUGCCCUCUGUAUAGCUUACAUGCGCAGAGUAGAGCAUCUUUACUACAAGUACGACUACGAAUGGGCUCGUCGUGUCGAGGCUGAGGGUGCCGAGGCUGUCGGACCAUGUGCCGCCUAUCCAGUCAUUGAACGCCUGUGUCAGUACAUCUAUAAAAACGAUAAAACUGACAGGUUACGGGCACGCGCAAUCCUCUGUCACAUUUACUUUUUGGCACUCUUUGAUCACUGGUACAAAGCGCGUGAUUUAAUGCUCAUGUCCAAUCUCCAGGCUUCCAUCGAUCAUGCUGAUCAGUCCACAAUGAUCCUAUACAACCGAGCCAUGGUACAGAUGGGUCUGUGUGCAUUCCGUCAGGGUCACAUUCGUGACGCCCACACCACCCUUUCUGACAUCACCGGUUCUGGUAGGAUAAGGGAGCUACUAGCCCAGAGUCUGCAUUUGCAACCACGCUAUGAGCGUACACCAGAAGACGAGAAGAGGGAGAAGGCCCUACAGGUGCCCUAUCACAUGCACAUCAACACCGAACUUGUUGAGUGCAUCUACCUAAUCUCAGCCAUGAUUCAGGAGAUGCCAGCUCUUACAGGUCAGUUCGCCUCGGGUCUGUGCCUAAUUUAUUUCAACUACACCCCGCCUCCGCUUUCAGCUUCACAGGACAAUGAAAAUCGCAGCCGACCCUUCAGCAAGGCCUUCAUGACAGCCCUGAAGAUGCACGAGCGUGCCAUCCUGACUGGACCACCGGAAAGCCCUCGCGAUCAUGUCAUCGCUGCCUCCAAAGCUAUGCGCACCGGCAACUGGAAAGUCUGUCUGAACUUCAUAUUUAAUCCAAAAAUGGAUGCGAAGGUGAGCGGCGAGGGAUGGAGGAGGAGUGUUUCCGUGCAUGAAUCCAUCAGCCUUGCACGACUGGCAGAACACUUUGAGUUGCCCAAGUCUCAGGUCUACUCGAUCAUUAGUAAAAUGAUUAUCAACCAGGAGCUUGCUGGCUCACUAGAAGUCCCUGCUGACUUUCUGACGAUGCACAAGGGUGAGCGCUCCCGGUUGCAGUCCUUGGCUCUGCAACUGGCAGACAAGAUAAACAGCAUUGUCGAUAUGAACGACAAGCUUGUGGAAAACAGAGGUGGCUUAAUUGCCGGAGGAAAGGGUAUGUUGAUAUUCAUGCUCUGCUUUUGUUUUUCUCUUGCAUGCUUUCCUGGGACAAGUAGCUUCCUUUAG
Dibothriocephalus latus is the source of this 2655-nucleotide messenger RNA. The record is from the annotation of a GenBank genome assembly. NCBI's taxonomy places the organism in Eukaryota, Metazoa, Platyhelminthes, Cestoda, Diphyllobothriidea, Diphyllobothriidae.